This is a messenger RNA of Cryptotermes secundus, 4143 nucleotides long. Its product is annotated as probable poly(ADP-ribose) glycohydrolase 2. The record is from RefSeq and is a predicted model, not a curated record. Gene Ontology annotation, cellular component: cytoplasm; nucleus. Gene Ontology annotation, molecular function: poly(ADP-ribose) glycohydrolase activity. Bases 1442 to 4039 code for a protein of 865 amino acids. Gene Ontology annotation, biological process: nucleotide-sugar metabolic process; ATP generation from poly-ADP-D-ribose; carbohydrate metabolic process. The transcript has 15 exons. NCBI's taxonomy places the organism in Eukaryota, Metazoa, Arthropoda, Insecta, Blattodea, Kalotermitidae.
UCGGAGUUCAGCCGCGUCCUCUUUUGAAGUUCUUCCAAUGUUUCGGCAUACAUUGCAGUCGCCGUCAACAGGGAGAAUACCGAUGAAGGAAGAGGUGGGGGCUGCCAGGCCGAUGGCAUGGCACACCACUUUCGCACAUGGAAGUUGUCCAAGACCGGAGCAGUGUUCAAAGAAAAAUGUGUUAAUUCACAACAGGUAGCAAAUUUUGAUUUUCUGAUCAUCUUUGAGUUGAAUUGAUUAUGGGACCCUAGCGCAAAUGGUUUAAUUGUGAUGCAUUUAAAUGGCAAGGGUUGGCAUGAGAAGCCAGCAGAGGCAACUUGGAAAUGGGAAGCUUCAAGACAGAAGAAAACCACGGAACCUGUGUCGCCAGCAGGCCGACGAACAGAAUGCAGAAGCUCAGUUUCUCACAGAAGCCACUAAGAGGACACUGGUUCCCCUAACACGCGUGUUGUCUGUCAGUUAUAUCACGGCACUGUCUGCAGCUAGACUAUACAGUGUCCAGCGGAAGGAUGAGAGAUGACUGAUAUAUUGGAAAGGAUUUGGAAGGAAGCAGUCCUAGCACAAUUGAGGUACUUGAGGAAACUUCUGCUGUCUGUUCACUGGUGCCAGAACAAUGGCACUCAUGAAGCACGGCUUACACAAGGAGCCUACAUCAGUCACGAAGUAUAAGAGAGAAGAAGAACAUCCGCGUUAGGCGUCAUUAAUUAAUCUGAAUGAGUGUCUGGGCUCGUGGGAACAACAGGAGGGUCUCUCUCGAUGUAUAGGUAUUCCUUAGGGGAUUUCUGCUGCUAUGGAGCGUCUACCUAGCUCUGAACUGGAGCAUGCAAUUAGUUCUGAACUAGAGCGUCUACCUAGCUCUGAACUGGAGCAUGCAAUUAGUUCUGAAGUGGAGCGUCUACCUAGUUCUGAACUGGAGCGUCUACCUAGUUCUGAGAAGCCAUUUCCAUCUCUGCAUAUAAACGCAAAUGACAAGAUACUACACGUCAUCUGCAGGGAAUUGUCUCAGACGCUACAAUACGCUUGUGCUAUACAUUCAGCUGCAUCUGGCUCCGCCUCACUCACCCUGAAGAUGUCGACAGCAAUGUACGCUGAAGCGCUGGAAGAACUAUAACACACGACGAGGCUAAACUCAGAAAGCCGAAAAUACGUACUUGAUACAGGCCGCGAAAAAUACUGGGCGCCGAAUCCGGAAGUUUCUUCAAGUCUAGUAAUCUGUGCCCACCCACACGCCCCAAGAGCACGUCACACACAUCCUGCGUUCGCAGCACAGUUUUGGGUGGCACCUUUCGUAUAGGACCCAUUACUUCUCAGAAAAACUAGUAGCGACGGAAAUCGAACCCGGACCUGUAGCCAGGAAUUUUGAUCACCAGACCACAGAACUUCGGCGAAAAGCGGCAGUUGCUUGAUGUGAUGUACUUGAAUUCUUAAGCAUAGACUGAAGAUGGCUUUGGUGAUAUUACCAUGUGAUCUGCCAUGGUGGCCCACAGUUCAGCGCCAUCUUACACAGCUUUCGUUGGCCCGAAAUUCGAAGGACCUGAUUGAGGGCAUGCAGAAAAUCCACAAUAUGUGCAAUAUUGGUUUGGACCCAGAUGAUGAGGAUAAGCCAGACCUAACUGUAUUUGGAGGUCUGGAGAUGUUUCUGGACUCUGACAUGACAGAGGAAGAACGGAGUCACUUCCUUGAGGUGACUACUCCAUCAAUGGUGCAUAAAGCUCUGCAGCUCAAACAGCUCAAACCUGCAGGAGGCUUGCACUUCAGCCUCCAGCAGCAAGCUGAUCGAGUGGAGCUGGAGCGUGGAUUCAUUGCAUCAUUGUUAGCUCAUGCCUUCUUUUCUACAUUUCCGAAACGUACCAUCAAGACCCACCCAACACUCCAGGAUUUCAAUUUUACAAACUUCUUCAGACAUCUGGACAUGAACAGCCAGAAGGCAAAAUUGCGCAGCAUUUUGUGCUAUUUUGACAAACUGGAGGCAGAUGGAGAACCUCAGGGGCAUGUGACAUACUCACGUCGGGUGAUGACGAGCAAAGAGUGGCUCACCAUUGAAGACUGGCUAGAGAGUAGCCAAUCACUUUGUCCACUUGCUAUCAGACAUGAGGGCAGGUUGGAACGUGCUGAGAACAAUUUACUGCACGUGUGCUUCACCAGCAGCCGAUUGGGUGGUCGUGUACUGGAUGAUGGAAGUUCCCUGGAGUGUGUGCAGUUCUGCAUCCAGCCUGAGCUGUUGGCAAUACUGCCACAUGUGGAAGCCUUGGAGGACAAUGAGGUUCUGUCAGUGGAUGGAUUGAUGCAAGUGGCCCGCAUCUCAGACCCACACAACAAAGCGAACUUUGAACCUCUGCAGCAGACACAGAUGAGGUCAGUGUGUUGUAUGGACGCAGAGAACUACUUGCGGCUGCCUCUCAGUCAGUUCGAGGAGGACAAUAUGUUGCGGGAGAUGAACAAGGCUCUGCUUGCAUUUCAGCAACAGGCUCCCCUACAGCCAUCCCAGCCUGUCACAAGGCGUCUGUCCCCCAUUGGGGAGUCAUUCAGCUCCACACCUCCAGAGGGUGAUUCUACAAAGCAACAGUCCAAGCAGGAGGAAAAGAUGUAUUCCCCUGAAUCACUAGCCAUCCAGCAACUGGAAUCUUCUGCCCCACAAAAAGAUUGGUUGAGGCCUCCGAGCCCUAGCAGUCGUCGUGGUCGGUUCAUUGUGUUGGGUUCAUCAGGGGAAUGUCUCCCUGUCAGCAGACAGCCUUUGGGGACAAGCAGUCUCUAUUCAAGCUGUCAUUCCACCUCGGCAGCAUCCGAAGAAUUUCACAGUGCAUGUACAAGUCUUGACACUGAAGAGAAUGAGAGUGAAGAUGUGCGGCGCUACAGUGCACAGCUGGACACUCCAGAACGACGCUCAACAUUUGCUGAGCGAUUGCGAGAUGCUCUUUGCAGGGAGACUCAGAGUACCUCGACAACUGACUCGAGUUAUGCUGUUGGUAUCAGCGUGGCUGGGUCAGGAUUAGCAGAUGGAGAUAUCAGAGUGCGACGAGGGGGUUCCAGAGGCUUCAUGCUUCAAGAGGACUCACUGGAUGAUCAGUUCCUCAGGGAAUCUUUACAGCAAGAGAGAGAAUGGAUUGACAAGUUUCGAAAUAAAAGACCCGGAGCUCUGAGUCGACGGGACACAUCUGAUUCUUCCAAGUUCAGUUUUAGUACGGAGUACAGUUCAGAACUGGAGGAACUGUAUGAACAAUAUAGUCGCUGGUUGGAUGAUGUGGAUGAGAACCGGGAGCUGGAUGCUCGAGACAUUGCUGUGGUACGCUUUGCUGGCAGUCUGCUGAAGAGAACUCUCAGUGACUCCUUCGCUGGGGUUCCUCUCACUGAGGGCCAGCAAGGUCCGCUGGGACAAAUGAAGGCAGAGAGAAACAAGACAAAGCUUGCCCUGGUGGCAAGAUCUCUAAGUCUUGAGCUUGCCAGACACAAACACAGACUCACAACCCAGCUGUCCACUGUUCCCUGCACUCAACAAUUGCUGAAAGAAGACAGCUUCGAGGACAGCAAUGGACACCCACGAACAUUCUGGAUUACUCUGGUCCCUAAGACAAUAGUGCAAACUUUGGUGCCACAAGAGUUCUGGUUCCACCUGCCUGUUACAGUUGAUGACGGGCAGGCUGAGAUGAUACAGGCAGCAGUGUUGAGUGGGGUUGCAAACCAAAGUGAGUCUGCAACAGGAAUACGCCCUGUAGCCACUGGUAACUGGGGCUGUGGUUCAUCACAGGUUGGCGAUCCACAGCUCAAGUUGGUAGUUCAGUGGCUUGCUGCCAGUGUCGCUGGUGUGCCUUGCCUUUACUACUAUACCUGUGGCCACCACCGACUUCUCAAGCUAGACACAGUAUGUCGAGUGCUGCUUGAUCGGCAAUGGACGGUGGGGGAAUUAGCCAAUGCUACACUGAGAUUUGCUCAGACAACACUGGAUGAUCCAUCACCUCCACAGCAAAACCACACCUUGUUUGACGAGCUAAUUGGUACAGAGAAACCAUCUGCAGCCCUUCUGCUAGACGGCAACCUCUAAUCAGAACUAUAUGAGCCAUAUGUAAAGGUGAACAGUGAUUUGCAAGAGCGUGGAGAUGAACAUGAGAACUGUUAGAAACGAUUCUCUACCAGAAAGGAAGCGUU